UAGCCGCGACAUUUUGUCCCCGUCUCGGCACAUUUGCGUCUUGCGUCACCGAGCUUUAGCCGUGGCUGUCUCAUGGUUUCGCCGAAUACUGACUGAAAGUCAGGCGGAGGUCGGUUGGAUGCGCGUGGCCGCCGGACGGGAGGCGCCAUGAGUGCGGAGUUGGAUGCGCUGGCGGUGGUGAACCAGCUGCGGGACCUUGCCGCAGACCCCCUCAACCGCAGGGCCAUCGUAGAGGAUCAGGGAUGCUUACCCGGGCUCAUUCUUUUCCUGGACCACCCCAACCCGCAGGUGGUCUAUUCUGCACUGCUGGCCGUGCGCUACCUGGCGGAAUGUCGAGCCAACAGGGAGAAGAUGAAGGGCGAGCUGGGCAUGAUGCUGAGUUUGCAGAAUGUCAUGCAGAAGAGCACGUCGCCCGGUGAAACCAAACUGCUGGCCUCGGAGGUCUACGAGAUCUUCCAGUCGGCUGGGAAGGAGGAAGCCGAGCAGGCAGAGGCGGCCGCCACCUCCUGCCGACGAAAGGCUCAGUUCUUCCUGGGCUCCAACAACAAGAGAGCCAAGACGGUCGUGCUGCACAUCGACGGACUGGACGACUCGACCCGCAGGAGCCUCUGCGAGGAGGCCUUGCUGAAGAUCCGGGGAGUCAUCAGUUUCACUUUCCAGAUGGCCGUCAAGAGAUGCGUUGUGAGGAUCCGCUCCGACCUUAAAGCUGACGCGCUGGGCACAGCCAUCAACUCCACCAAAGUGAUGAAAGCCCAACAGGUGUUGAGGACGGAGGACGGGGGAGAGCUGUUCAUGCCAUUCCAAGAGGACGGCGAGGGCGCCUCGGCGGUGGAGGAGAACACGGACAUUCCAGACUACCUGCCCGAGGAGGAGAGUCCGUCACAGGAUCCGGACAAGGCGGUGACGCGCAUGGGCUCCGUCGCGGACGGAAUGGGCUGGCUCAACACGGCCGCCAACUUCCUGACUCGCUCUUUCUAUUGGUGACCCCGCCAACCCCCCCCCUCCUCCCUCUCCAUACCACCAUACGAAGUGGGCUCAGCCUGGACUUAAUACACACACACACACACACACAAACACACACUCAGCGCUACAGCGUGUGUGUAUAUUAAGCGUACGCUAGUCGCUGUAUAUCCCCAAACUCCAGGACUUGAGAUCAGCUGACACGAAGGACGCUUGUUCCGUUAAGUUGGGAGAUGAUUUUUUUUUUGGUGCAUGACACACACCCUCCUCCCCCUUUCCGGGAUAUUUAUCAUACUAAUACUUUCACACUUCAGUUUUUUUAUUAUUAGCAUGCAUUAGUGCCAAUCCCCCCCCCCCCCCAAAGCUUUUUGGGCCCUUUUUUUUUUUUUUUUUGGGUGCCUUUAUUUUUUUUUUUUGAGGGGGAAAUUUCUCUGUAAUUAUUAUUUAUUCAUUGUUGGAGUAUCCUUAAAGAGCGCAGAACAUGUGGCUUUUUUCCCGUCAGUUUUAGUCCUCCUGGGGUCCGAAAGGUAAUAAUAAUAAGACUAAUAAAUAGGAGCGAACAAAGGUGUAUUUUUUCGGUUGGGAGAAUUUGGGCUGGUUUCAGUUGCGCAGAUCAAACAAUUAAAAACUACAUUGAAUAAAAUGGCCAUUUAUUGUAUUAUCUUAAUCAUAAUUAAAAUAACUGAUGUGAAUUAAAAUUAGAAUACAUUUUUUGGUGCUCAUUUCAUUCCCCUCAUCUAAAUUUCAAAGAUAAAAAAUAUAAGAUAAUUUGUUAAAAAAAAUGUAAAUUAAAUCGCGGUACUUUUUGGGGGCGACUUGUUUUAAUUUGAAUGUAAUGUAUUUUUUAUUUAAGUAUAAAUUUAUAUUCAAAAAAAAAAUCUAAACAUAACAAGUCAAUGACAUUUUGUGGGCAGUUUCAUAACGGUUCCUCUGAUGGUGAAACACCCCAAAUAAAAUACAUCAUAAACAUUUGUUGGAUCGCAUUAAUUUCUCCCCUCAAAAUGGCCCCUUAUCGAAAAAGCGAGAGUAUCCCGAUACCACGCGUUCAUAUUAGUCUCGUGUACAAUUUGUCAAUGGUGCUUGACCCCCACCUAAAUCAUCUUACAACAUUCUGUCCCGUUUUGUUUUGGUUUUUGCGAGUCACUCAACAACAACAACUACAAAAAAAAAAAAAAAUGGGAUCUGUGAUGCCAAAAGUGCUUACCUCACAUCCCAGGUUGACCUGUUAUCUACCCGGCAUCACGUCUCUCAUAAUUAACGUCCCGCACACAACAAACCCUGCACAGUGCAGUGCUGACUAGGCCACUUGUCUCGUCUCUUGUUAGUCGAGGUCGUAACGCUGCGGCGUGACCUUAAUCCGGCGGCGGCGGCUACUUCCUGGUCAAGCUUUUUUUUUUUUUUUUUUUUUUUUUAACAUUGCGUUCCUGUGAUUUUCAUUUUAUUUUAUUUUUUGGGGGGCGGGGGUCUAUUAAUCAUGCUCACGUGUUGCUCAGUGUCCUCAUAUUACAUCCGAACGGUAGAAAUGUACAGACGUCCACCCGUGUAACAUACUGUAAUGCUCAUUCCUGUCUAAUAGACCAUAAACUUCAAAUUCAA
Hippocampus comes (tiger tail seahorse) is the source of this 2556-nucleotide messenger RNA. RefSeq names its product armadillo repeat containing 1 (gene armc1). The record is from RefSeq and is a predicted model, not a curated record. Bases 148 to 984 code for a protein of 278 amino acids. Gene Ontology annotation, molecular function: metal ion binding; protein binding. The transcript has 7 exons. Lineage: Eukaryota; Metazoa; Chordata; Actinopteri; Syngnathiformes; Syngnathidae.